This is a messenger RNA of Saccostrea cuccullata (small rock oyster), 1800 nucleotides long. RefSeq lists its product as uncharacterized. The transcript is spliced from 7 exons. The coding region runs from base 171 to 839 and encodes 222 amino acids. Gene Ontology annotation, molecular function: protein binding. NCBI's taxonomy places the organism in Eukaryota, Metazoa, Mollusca, Bivalvia, Ostreida, Ostreidae. The record is from RefSeq and is a predicted model, not a curated record.
UUCAUUGGACAGACAACUUCAUGCAAAUGAAAGAAGUGCACGUUUCCUCCACUGAAAUCGCUUUAUUCAUUAUUUGUUUGUAAACAAAGAUGCGUGAACAGCGAUCAUAAAAACAAGUACCAAGGAAUUGGUUAAUUAAAAUUCACAAGUAUUUGAGACGGAGUCCGAAAAUGGAAAGCAUAAAAGUGAUAUUUAUUAUGGUGAUUACACACCAGAAUCAUUUCAGUGAAAGCGCAAAUGUCAAAUGUAAAGCAGGCCUAGAGCGUCUGAACAAUGGUGUCUGUGAACCUUGUCUUUGUCCCAAAGGACAAGGCCUUAAUAUCUCUAAGGGUUCAGUUGACAGUCUGGCGGGAAAUGCUAUGUGUCAACUUUGUUUACCCUGUUCGCCUGGCCAAUUUUCUGGUCCUUACACAAAAUACCUGUGCGAGAAAUGUUCAAUGCCUUGCCACAUUCAAAACAGAAUCACUAUUCAACAUUGUGGAAGAGAGAAUGAUAAUGUAUGCGGGAAGUGUCUGACUGGGUACACGGAGACCACAGACAAAGUUUGUCACUCAAUAGAGAGCCACGGAAGAAAGGUCCGACGACAACUUAAGGAUGAUGAUCACACCGUGUACUUUGUUUUGGCGGGAAUCGGCAUACCACUAUGGAUAAUGUGUAUCAUCUGCUGCAUUAUAUUUAGAAAUAAAAUUGGGUCUUGGAAGCAAAAAUCAAAGUCCCAUUGCAAACAUCCAGACGCCUGCAAGAUCAAUAUGAUUCAUAUCAUAAACAAAAAUAUAAAGGAUGAUCCGUUUGACCGGAAAAUAGAUGAAAGGACUUUAAUUGAGCAUCCAGAGUCCUGAGGAAGCCGGUAGAGACAUUGUAUGGUUGUAACUAAGAGUCAGGUGUAAAACAUUCCAUGGUGUAUGACAUUCAUUUGUGAACAUUCAUGUGGAAUUGUCCUAUAGAUCAGUGCCAAGCUUUGAGUUGAAUAUUUACUGCAUUUUCCAUCUUGCUUAAAGAAAUAAAUAUCAUGAUGUCAUUUUGAGAACUUGCAUACAGACCAUCUGCGGGUUUCUGUUUACAUUGUUCAGAGUUUGUAAAUAAAUUUAGAGAAUCUCUAGAUCUCUACUAUUGUAGAUGAAUGUAUUACGGCUACAUAUAAUUAUGUCUAGCCAAAAUAUUAUGCCAGAUUAUAUUUUUAUACAUUUUUGGGGGGUGGGAUGGGGUGCGCUGUGUCCAAUCGCAAUCACCUUUAUUAUAAAGUACUCAGUAGAAAAUCAUCAUGCAAUUUAGAGGAAAGGAUACCGGGUUUAGAUUUUUUCUUCAAGAUGUUCCUACUCACCCCCUUGUCCAUUAAUUUUGUAAUGGCCCUGUUUUAUUGCUUUGUUAUUAUUCCAUUUUUAUGAUCACUUUUUUAAUUGCUUAUUUUUGAUAAUUAUUUUUAAAUUUAGACUUUACUGUACAUGUACAUAAUAACAUUUUAAAAAAAAAAGAAGGAGAGAAAGAAACAUGAUUUGUAAAACUUUAAGUGAAGUUUCUGUGUGAUGAUAAAUAUAUGUUGCAUUUGUUAUUCCUGAACCUAAGUGGGUUUUGUAAUAGAAGUGUACGUGGCAAAUUCAACAUGGUUAUUCUUUAUUUGCAAUAAACCCAGACUGCAUGAGAGUUGUCGUUCUUUUCACGAACACUACAUAGCAUUGAGUAAAUAUAUUAGAAAAAAUACUUUAUUCAUAUUUUUGAUAAAAUAUUUUUGUUGAGCUAUUUUCUAUAUAUGUCUCAAUGUACUUCUUUUACAUUUGGAAAUAAACUGAAUAAUAAAUUUUA